AUGUUAUUAAUUGAUAUCUUAUUGUUGAUUCACUAUGUUAUUGCUGAAAAAUAUGAUUGUAUUCCACUUGGUUCAAGCUCUGAUAGUGGAUUUUUAUCUCAGACUGGAAAAACAUCAAGAGAUUGUGAGGACUUAUCAAAGACAAAUGAUUAUUCAUAUUACCUUAAUCACAGUUAUACUUUUUUAGGACCUGACAUAGUUUGUAAAAAAUUAACUUUUGAUGGUAGUAAUAGUAAUUUGGAGAUACAAAGUACAAUGGACGCUUGGUUAAAUGUGUCUGUAGUAGAGUUUUUAGAAAACUCUCAAGUUAAAUUUGAUGGUAAAUUACAUUCAAACAACGAAUUUGUUUUUGGAACCAAUUCAAAGGUGACGUGGUCUGGUUGUCUUUCACUUAACUAUCAAGUAAUUUUUAAAACUGUUCCAGAACUAAAUCAUCUUCAGUUGAUUGUUUGGAACUCAGACUUCAUUUUCCUUUCUAAAGGAGCGCUGCUUGAAACACAAACAUUCAGAAUCAAGAAUCCUAGUGGUAAUAAUAAAUGUUUUGAUAUAAUGUCAUUUAAUAAUCCUAAUUCAUUAAGCCCAAGUCAGGUUAGUGAUAAGCACUAUUUACUAGGAGAUUUUAAAGAUGGACUUAAUAUGCCAGAGGGUAAGGCAUAUUUAUUAUCAAACAAUAAAUUAAUAAGAUUUUGUCCAACUGGAACUGAAUUAGAUAGAACUGUUGUUUGUACAAUUAAUGGUUUUCAAUACACUCAACCAUCUUACAGUGAUCCACCAUUUGAUUAUCCACAUUGUCCAUGUGAUGAGUCUAAUGGUAAAACUAAAUGUAUUCUCAAUUUUCAAUCAAAUAUUGAUUCAAUUAACUUUAACAUGGUAGGGAUUGAACAUACAACCAUUCAUGUUGAACAUGAUAUUACAUUAUUUAACCUUGCUUUUGCAGAGCAAAUUAAUGUUAAUGAUGAUGUUAAAUUAGUAAUAGCAUCUGUUUCAUUAAUCGAAAAGUAUAGUCAAAAGAUACAACUUAAUAACUUUGAAAUUACAAAUAACAGAGAAAAGGGUGUUAGGGCACAAUUCAAAUACAAUUCAACAACAAAUACAUUGGAAAUAAAUGGAAAUAAUGAACUAAAACAUUCAUUAAAUCAAUCAAAUAAACCAUUAACUUUAAUUAUAAAUGGUACUCUCACAUGUAAUUCUUUUGUUAAUAAUUCUGUUUAUUAUUUCACUAAUUCUUCUUCAUCAACACCAUUAAUAAAUAUUAAUAAUAAUGGUAAUAAUAAUAUAAUGAUAUUUGAUGAAACAGUAAGAUUAAAUGGUCAAUUAUCAAAUUGUAUUGUUUUAACUGGUAAAUCAAAUGAAAAAUUUAAAUGUAUUCAAUGUAAAAAAGGAUAUUAUUUAAAUUCAAAUAAAGAAUGUCAAAUUGGUUCACAUUGUAAUAAAACAAAUGAACAAAAUCAUUGUAUUGAAUGUGAACAUGGAUAUUAUCUUAAUUUAAAUACAAAAACAUGUGAAGUACUCAAAAAUGGAUGUAAAAUUGGAAAUGAAACAUAUUGUUAUCAAUGUAAAGAAGGAUUUAUUAAAGAAAAUGGAGAAUGUAAAGAAAAAGAUAAUAAAUGUAAUAAAUCAGAAAGAAAUUAUUGUUUAAAAUGUUCAAAUGGAUAUAAAAUAGAAAAUAAUCAAUGUAAUGGAGAUAAAGAAGAUCAAUGUUAUUAUGAAGGAAAUAAAUGUGUAUCAUGUUCAAAUGGAUAUACAUUAAACAAUAAAAAAUGUUCAAAUAAAGAAAAGAAUCAAAAUGGAAAGAAUGAAGAAAUAUAUUGUGAAAAUGGAAAAUACAUUAAUAAUAAUAAAUGUAUAGAAUGUUCAAAAUCAGAAAUAUGUCAAACAAAUGAUAUUGAAAUAAAAUGUAAAUAUGAAGAAUAUUUAGAUAAUAAUAAAUGUAUAAAUAAAACAUGUGAAGAAGAUAUGAUAAAAGAUCAAAAUGGAAAAUGUAAUAAUAAUAUUUCAUAUUGUUUAAAUAAAUCAUAUGUUAAUGGAAAAUGUGUUGAAUGUUUAAAUGGAUUAUUACUUAAUUUUAAAGGAGAAUGUAUUAAUACAAAAAUAGAAUAUUGUGAAGAAGAAAAUACAUAUGGAUGUAAAAGAUGUAAAGAAGGAUAUUAUUUAACAAAAGAUAAGAAAUGUUUAAAAUGUGAUGAUAAAUGUGAAACAUGUUAUGGAAUAUCUACAUAUUGUAUGAGUUGUUCUAAUGAUAAAUAUUUAAGAAAUGAUAAAACAUGUCAAUCAAAUGAAGAAUUAAAUGGAACAUGUUUACAAAUAUUAGCAGAUGGAAGUGGAUGUGGAAUAUGUAAGAAUGGAUAUUAUAGAAAUGGGAAAGGAUGUUCAAAAUGUGAAAAAGAAUGUUUAACAUGUAAUCAAAAAGAUAAAUGUAUAAUAUGUGGAGAAGGAUAUUUUAUGAGUUCAACAGGAAUAUGUAAAUUAACAACAACAAUUAAAGGAUGUAAAGGAGAAAUAGAUAAAGAAUAUGGAUGUAGAGAAUGUUUAACAGGAUAUUAUUUAAUAAAUAAAGAAUGUUCAAAAUGUGGAAAACAAUGUAUAACAUGUUUAAAUGAGAAAGAAUGUAAUAAAUGUGAAGAAGAAUAUAUAAUAAUAAAUAAAGAAUGUAUUCAUUAUUCAAAUAUUAAUAAAUGUAAAGAAACAAAAAAUAAUAAAUGUUCAAAAUGUUCAUUUUGGUAUGGAAUCAAUGAAGAAGGAACAAAAUGUAAUAAAGAAAUCGUAUGGUGGAUGAUAAUGAUAAUUAUCAUCAUUAUACUUAUUAUCAUCAUUAUAAUAAUUAUAAUUAUAAUAAUAAUGAUUAAUUACAUUAUAAAACGGAAAGAAAAGAAAGAACAAGAGAAAACAACAACAAUAUUUAAAAUUUCACAAUCAAAUAUCAAAUUCAUAUCACUUGGAGAUGGAAUAAUAACAAAUAAAAAAGAAAUAGAAAUAGGAGAAGGAGAAGAAAUUGAAGUAAAUAAAGAAAUCAGAGAAUUAAUAUGUAUUGGAAAUGAAAAUAAAGAAAAAAAGAAAAUACAAAUAAGUAGUAAAGAAGAAAAUGAAAAAUAUUCAAUUAGAACAAACCCAAAUAUCAUUACAAUUGAAGGAGGAUAUGCAUGUGAAUUUGAAAUAUUCACUAAAAUCAAAUGUACUACUAAAAUUAAAGAACAAAUAAUGAUAAUUAGUAAAACACUUAAUAAAACACAAGAAGAAAUAAUUAAAAGUAUUUCAAUUAAAGGAGAAACACAAAUAUCAACACGACUUGAUCCCGAUGAAAUAAAAGAAGAACAUAAAAUAGGAGAAGGAACAUUUGGAAUUGUAUAUAUAGGAGAAUUUAGAGGGAAUCAAGUAGCAAUUAAGAAAAUGAAACAAAUUGAUAAAGAUGAAAAUAAAAUGAAAGAAUUUGAGAAAGAAGUAAUGAUGUUAGAUAAAUUUCGAAGUGAAUAUAUUAUUCAAUUUUAUGGAGCAGUAUUUAUU
Messenger RNA from Entamoeba dispar SAW760, 3501 nucleotides. Its product is annotated as protein serine/threonine kinase, putative. The transcript has a single exon. Gene Ontology annotation, biological process: protein phosphorylation. NCBI's taxonomy places the organism in Eukaryota, Evosea, Mastigamoebida, Endamoebidae. The record is from RefSeq and is a predicted model, not a curated record. The annotation marks the transcript as partial. Gene Ontology annotation, molecular function: protein kinase activity; ATP binding.